Papaver somniferum (opium poppy) is the source of this 3599-nucleotide messenger RNA. RefSeq names its product vacuolar sorting protein 3-like. Gene Ontology annotation, biological process: vesicle-mediated transport; intracellular protein transport; endosomal vesicle fusion. Lineage: Eukaryota; Viridiplantae; Streptophyta; Magnoliopsida; Ranunculales; Papaveraceae. Gene Ontology annotation, cellular component: membrane; cytoplasm. Bases 130 to 3177 code for a protein of 1015 amino acids. The transcript is spliced from 15 exons. The record is from RefSeq and is a predicted model, not a curated record.
AUCGUAAUGAGCAAAAGCAAAAACCCAACAAAACUUCAAAGUUGUGUGCCUAGUAAACUGCACUGCUUCCCGGCGACGGAAGAAACUCAAACUUAAUUACUCAUUCAUUCCAUGAUGUUUAAUUAAUUUAUGAGAAUUUUGAUGGCGAAAUUAGAACCCAAGGAUCGGAUUGUCGUAGAAUCUGUCGCAGAAUUUGAUCCAUCAAAAACUUCAUCAUCAUCGCUUAAAUCAUUCAAAUCCUUAGCUAUAUCAUCAGUAUCAAAUACUCAAACCCUAAUUUAUAUCGGAACUUAUUAUGGAUCAAUAAUCUUACUUUUCUUAGGUAAUUCAUCUUCUCCUGAAAAAGAAAAUGGUUCGGAUCUCAAACCUGAAAAUCACACCCUUACAUUCUCAAGAUUUAUAUCAGUUACUGAUUCACCAGUAGAGUUAAUGCAUGUUUUUGUGGAGAUUGAUAGAAUUUUAGUACUUUCAGAUGGGUGUUUGUUUUUAUUAGAUUCUUUGUUACUUCAACCUCCCAAAAGAUUGAGUUUUCCCAGAGGAGUCACUUUCUUUACUCGUAGAUUACAUAGUGCUGGUAAUGUAUCUGGUACUACUUCUUCUUCUUCUUCUUCAAGUUUAAAUAUUUUUGGAGAAAGUGAUUUAGUGAAUUCUACUUCUAGUUCGAGGUUUCUGAAGAAAUUAGGGGGAGGAAUCAGCAGGGCAAAUGGGACUAAAUCAAGAGAUUUUUCUUCUCAAUUACAAAAGGAAGCUAGUGGUAAUAAUUGUUUAGUUUCUGUUGCUAUAGGAAAGAAGAUAGUUUUAGUUGAACUUUUAUUACCAUAUGAGGGAGUUAUUGAUACUGUUGUUCUGAAAGAAAUUCAAGGUGUUGAGGGGGUUAAAACUAUGGUAUGGUUAGACGAUUCUAUUGUUGUUGGUACUGCUAACGGUUAUACACUUUUUUCUGCGAUUACGGGGCAAAAUGUAAUGUUGUUUUCACUUCCUGAUCUGUCUUGUAGCCCAUAUUUGAAAACACUUGGGAAACAUCAUGAGGCUCUUUUGUUAGUUGACAAUGUGGGUAUUAUUGUUAAUGCUAAUGGGGAACCAGUUGGUGGAAGUUUGGUUUUCCGCCAUGCUCCUGAUUCGAUUGGGAAUAUAUCUUCUUAUUUGAUUGUUGUUAAAGAUGGAAGGAUGGAUUUGUAUCAUAAGAAAACAAGUCUUUGUAUUCAGUCCAUUAAUUUUGCGGCACAAGAAGUUGGUCCAUGCAUUGUGGAAAGCGAGGACGGUGGAAAUGGAGAACUUGUUGUCGUUGCGACAUCUUCUAAGGUCAUCUGCUUUAGGAAACUAUCAGUUGCAGAGCAGGUUAAAGACUUACUGAGGAAAAAGAACUUUAAGGAAGCCAUUGCUUUGGUGGAAGAACUCAAGUGCGAAGGUGAAAUGACAAAAGAAAUGCUUUCCUUUGUCCAUGCUCAAGUGGGGUUUGUAUUGCUAUUUGAUUUGCAUUUUGAGGAAGCCGUGGAUCAUUUCUUGCAGUCUGAAACAAUGGAACCAUCAGAAGUAUUUCCAUUUAUUACGCGGGAUCUGAGUCGCUGGUCCCACAUGAUUCCGAGGAACCGAUACUGGGGCUUGCAUCCUCCUCCUAUACCUCUUGAAGAUGUCGUAGAUGAAGGGUUGAUGGCUAUCCAAAGAGCUACAUUUCUGAGAAAAGCAGGUGUAGAGACUGCAACUAAUGAAGAUUUUCUUGUAAAUCCACCUAGUAGAGCUGAUUUGUUGGAGUCAGCUAUCCAAAACCUUAUCAGGUAUCUACGUGUAUGCCGCGAGAAGGAAUUGACUCCUGCUAUAAGGGAGGGAGUUGACACACUUCUGAUGUAUCUCUAUAGAGCCCUUAAUCAUGUAGAUGAAAUGGAAAAUCUGGCAUCUUCUGAGAACAGUUGUGUUGUGGAGGAGUUAGACACUUUACUAGAUGAGUCUGGGCAUUUAAGGACGCUUGCUUUUCUCUACUCAAGUAAAGGAAUGAGCUCAAAGGCCUUAACAAUCUGGCGUAUUUUGGCACGAAAUUAUUCAUCUGGCCUAUGGAAAGCCCCUUCAGUGGAGAACGGUCUAAACUUGUUCUCCGGCCAGGAGACUGCUGCAAUUGAAGCAUCAAAGCUUCUGAAGUCAUCAUCUGAUCAAGAUAUGGUUUUGCAACAUCUUGGAUGGAUUGCAGACGUAGACCAGGAGCUUGCGGUAAUCAUUCUAACAUCAGACACGAGAACCGAUCAGCUUUCUCCAGAAAGAGUAAUUGAAGCAAUUGCUUUGAAGAAGGUUGAAAUACUUCAGAGAUAUCUCCGAUGGUUGAUUGAGGAGCAGGACUCAGAUGAUACACAGUUCCAUACAAUGUACUCAGUCUCUCUUGCUAAGUCAACUCUGGAAGCUGUUAAAGUUGAAAAUGAGUCUCAGAACCCUGCUGCUAAACGGUCAGAAGCAAUGCAAAUUUCAGCAGUCGAAAGUCGAACCAUCUAUAUUCAAGCUCUGAGAGAAAGAUUACAGUUGUUUUUGGAGUCCUCAGACUUGUAUGAUCCAGAAGAAGUCCUUGACUUAAUUGAAGAAUCAGAAUUGUGGUUGGAAAAGGCUAUUCUUUACAGGAAACUAGGGCAAGAGACACUAGUUCUCAAAAUCUUGGCUUUGAAGCUGGAGGACAGUGAAGCAGCAGAGCGAUAUUGUGCUGAGAUUGGAAGACCAGAUGCCUAUAUGCAGUUGCUUGAUAUGUACUUGGAUCCACAAAAUGGAAAGGAACCAAUGUUUAAUGCUGCAGUUCGUCUUCUGCAUAAUCAUGGAGAAUCUUUGGAUCCUCGGCAAGUUCUAACGACAUUAUCUCCUGAUAUGCCUCUCCAGCUUGCCUCCGACACACUUAUAAGAAUGAUGAGAGCCCGAGUUCAUCACCACCUUCAAAGUCAGAUUGUACAUAGUCUAUCCCGUGCGUUAACCAUUGAUAGCAGCUUAGCUAGACUAGAGGAGAGAUCAAGAAACAUACAGAUUAACGAUGAAAGCUCUUGCGAUUCUUGCCAUGCACGCCUGGGUACUAAGCUCUUUGCCAUGUACCCUGAUGAUUCCAUCGUUUGCUACAAGUGUUAUCGUCGUCAGGGUGAAUCCACAUCUGUAUCUGGCCGUAACUUCAAGCAAGAUCUCAUCUUCAAACCAGGUUGGCUAGUCAAUCGUUAGCAGCUGUGGUGGCUAUUGGCAGCCACGUAAGUUGACACUGGACGUCCUAAUGUUAUACCGGGGUACCUCCAAUCAGUGAAAUAAUUAAUGGGUAAUGGCAUAGUGAAAGAUAAAAUUAAGAUUGAAGAGAAUAAAAAUCAACGUAAGCAUCCAUGGUUGUAUGGAAUACUAUGGAUGAUGAGGAGUUUCUUCGGUUAUUCUUUGAAAAGAUGAUGAUCGAGGAAGAUUGAGUAAAACCAAGGAUUGUAUGUUUUAUUGUACCCAUAUCAAAAAUAGGGUAUGAUUUCUCAGUUUACAGUAACUUUAUUUUCAAGAUUUGUUUGGAAUACCCAAGUUUCUUGCAAGGAACCUGAGUUAAUUAUGAGCCCAAGUUUGUAUGACAUAAUCGUGAAUUCAAAUCAAUUAUUCAUCUUAGUCCGGUA